CUGGAGGAGGCGGAGUUGUGGACGUGUCCCGGCGGGAGGGAAGUGGCCUGAGUCGAGCGCUCCGGCUCCGGCCGAGACAAGUGGCCAUGCUGGACUUCGCGAUCUUCGCCAUCACCUUCGUCGUGUUCCUGAUCAGCGCCGUGCUGUACUUGUACCCGGCAUCCAGGCAAGCAUCUGGCAUUCCAGGGAUGACACCUACAGAGGAGAAGGAUGGAAAUCUUCCAGAUAUUGUAAGCACUGGCAGUCUUCAUCAAUUCCUAGUUAAUCUUCAUGAAAAGUAUGGAUCCAUUGCAUCCUUCUGGUUUGGGCGUCGGCUGGUGAUCAGUUUGGGUUCCUUGGACUUCUUGGAAGAACACAUCAAUCCAAACCGAACCUCUGAUCCAUUAGAGACAAUGCUGAAAUCAUUGCUGGGAUACCAGGCUGGAUUUGGAGGCAAUGCUGCUGAGACUCAUGCAAGGAAGAAAGUUUACGAGGCUGCCGUGAAUAAAGCAAUCCAGAACAACUUCACUCGUAUUGUGAAGCUAGCUGAAGAGCUGGUUUCAAAGUGGCUAAUGCAUCCUGAAUCUCAGCAUGUCCCUCUAUGCCAGCACUUGUUGGGCUUUGCCAUGAAGUCUGUCACGCAGACAGCAAUGGGUAACCGCUUCGAAAAUGACCAAGAAGUAAUCUGCUUCCAGAAGGGCCAUGAUUUGGUUUGGUCUGAGAUUGGGAAAGGAUUUUUGGAUGGAUCUCUUGAUAAAAGCUCCCCCAGGAAGGAACAUUAUGAAGCAGCUCUCGAGGAAAUGGAAGCUACACUGAAGAAAGUGGCGAAGGAGAGAAAGGGGAAAAGCAUCAGCUGUCAAGUGUUUAUGGACUCCUUACUGCAGAGUGACCUGAGUGAGAAACAGGUUUUGGAGGACAGUAUGAUCUUCUCAUUGGCUGGAUCAGUGAUUACAGCAAAUUUGUGUAUUUGGGCCACGUACUUUUUAGCCACAUCCAAAUCAGUGCAGGAGAAGCUAUAUCAAGAAGUUAACCAGGUUCUGGGAAACAGCCCACUCAGUUUCGACAAGUUGCAGAAACUAAGGUACUGUCAACAGGUUCUAAAUGAGACGGUCCGAGCAGCAAAGUUGACCCCAGUUGCAGCACGCCUUCAGGAGCUGGAAGGGAACAUCAACAAACACCUCAUCCCAAAAGAGGCUCUGGUUAUUUAUGCCCUUGGAGUAGUGCUUCAAGAUGAAGCUUCGUGGGAUUUACCAUACAGGUUUGAUCCUGAAAGGUUCAAUGAUGAAGCUGCCAGGAAACAGUUUACAUUAUUGGGAUUUUCUGGAAGCCUAGAAUGCCCAGAGCUCAGGUUCGCUUACACUGUGGCUACUAUAAUGCUGAGCACACUGAUCAAGAAGCUGAGCUUGCACCCCGUGGAAGGCCAGGUGGUGGAGAUGAAAUAUGACCUUGUAACGACACCGAAGGAGGAGGCUUGGAUCACAGUCAACAAAAGAAGCUAGGCCUACCUCAAGCAGGCCUGCCUGAGGAAGUGAGUGCUAAUAGAGAGGGCAUUUUGUUCGUAGGAUGUGGCUGGAGCUGUUGGGAUUCACUCUAAGCACAGCAGUGAAGCACAUCCGAACUCCAGUUUCAGCUCCCAAACCUUGGCGCUUCACUCCAAAAAUAUGAAGCUAACCAUAAACGAAUAGCGUCUCAUCACCAGCAGGAUUUGUGCAGCGAGACCUCUUUAAAUCUGUUUGGAGGUUUUUCUGAUUUAUUUUUAAUAUAACUCUCAACUUGUGUUUAGUAUUUCUCAUUAAGUUGGGAAACAGUUGCCUGUUCUGGAGCAGGAGUGGAAAAGCAAUGAUAAAUAACAUGAGAUUAUGGUGAUCACGAUAGUUUUAAAUAAUGUUCGACUGAGGUGCACAGCUGGUUUAAUGUUAAGGACUUUGAUGGUCUUAUGGUGAGACCAAGUCCUGUCACCAGAGAGCCUGCCUUCAGAAUGUGAUCCCUUGUGCUUCGAGUUAUAAAGCUAUGUCAGGAACCUGAGUGAUACAGUUAGCUUCUGUGCACCUCUUACCAUUUCUAGCUUAGUUAAUAGAAUAUCUAGUCAGGGGACAUGACUCCUAGCUAGGAACAGUGCUGAUAAAGUGUGGCUGUAUACAAGCAACUGAAGCCCCAGUCAGAAUAACUUUCUGACGCUCAGCAUCCACAGGAAGUUCAUGCUUGCAGAAUCCCAGCAAAUCAUCACUGACCUCUCCUUCAAAAUGGUAUUGGAUAUUGCAUCAUCGUUCGGUAUCGUUAUCAUGAAACCAGUACAUAUCACAAGUACCCUGUAUGAAUUUUCACCAUGAUUUAUCAAUAAACUUACUGCAAAAAUGUUUCAAA
This is a messenger RNA of Leucoraja erinaceus (little skate), 2343 nucleotides long. It is a transcript of the gene cyp20a1, whose product is annotated as cytochrome P450 20A1. Bases 87 to 1478 code for a protein of 463 amino acids. Gene Ontology annotation, cellular component: membrane. The record is from RefSeq and is a predicted model, not a curated record. The transcript is spliced from 13 exons. NCBI's taxonomy places the organism in Eukaryota, Metazoa, Chordata, Chondrichthyes, Rajiformes, Rajidae. Gene Ontology annotation, molecular function: heme binding; monooxygenase activity; oxidoreductase activity, acting on paired donors, with incorporation or reduction of molecular oxygen.